AUGGUUUUGGAAAGCACAGAACCAUGGGCUAAGCAGGCGAAGAACGGGGUAGUCAUCUUUGUAGACAGCCAAGCAGCGCUGAAGGCGCUGAGGCAACCGCGGAUGCUGUCAGGACAGGUCUAUCUAGCAGGAUGCUUCGGCCUGAUCCAGCGGCUUGCUAGAAGAUGCGUCCGGAUAGAGCUCAGAUGGAUUCUCGCGCACCAAGGGGUCAUUGGCAAUGAGAUUGUGGACCAACACGCAAAAGAAGCAGCCCAAGAACCGGACGGCCCACAGAACCCUCUCAACUGUGGUAUAUGCCUCGCAGCCGCAGCGAAACGGCGAAGUCGCAGAGAAACGAAUCUGGAGUGGGACAGGACGUGGGCCAAGGAAACGACCAGCCACCCGACGAGAUGCCUGAUUGAAGUACCAACCAAGAAGACGCUAGAAUACUGGUCGGGCCUGCGCAAAGCGACGACAUCGAUUCUGAUGCAGCUUCGUACAGGGCGAAUUGGCCUAGGGGCUUACCUGAACCGUAUCAACCGACGCGAAACAGCGCGAUGUGGUUGCGUCCUUGGCAACCAAACAGUGAUCCAUGUCCUGUUGGAAUGCCCCUUGCACCAGGAUGAGCGAGACUGGAUGAAAAACGCUCUUUCCGACAAGCGAGUUACUCUUAGUCGAGACCAACUCCUGACACGACCGGAGGCUCGCACGGUCGUGGCCGAAUUUAUGGUCAAGACCGGCCUGCAAGGCCAAUUUCAGACAGUCGACCCUACGGCUCUGGGCGAGGAAGGGAACGACAAACGAGCGGAGAUAAUGACCCCUCAGACAGUGUGA
Messenger RNA from Penicillium brevicompactum, 813 nucleotides. Its product is annotated as ribonuclease H family protein. Gene Ontology annotation, molecular function: nucleic acid binding; RNA-DNA hybrid ribonuclease activity. NCBI's taxonomy places the organism in Eukaryota, Fungi, Ascomycota, Eurotiomycetes, Eurotiales, Aspergillaceae. The transcript has a single exon. The record is from RefSeq and is a predicted model, not a curated record. Bases 1 to 813 code for a protein of 270 amino acids.